This is a messenger RNA of Clonostachys byssicola, 1269 nucleotides long. NCBI's taxonomy places the organism in Eukaryota, Fungi, Ascomycota, Sordariomycetes, Hypocreales, Bionectriaceae. The record is from the annotation of a GenBank genome assembly.
AUGUCAUCACCGUUCGAUGCAGUACCGGCCGACCAGUUCCCGGCAGAAUGGGUGGCGCAAAACAAAGGGCCGUCCAUCUUGGGCGUCUGUAUCACCGUUACGGUCCUCAGUACGCUAUUCGUUAUAAUGCGCCUCUUCACUCGACAGAAGAUCAUGGGAGAGCUACACCUGGACGACUACUUGGUUACUCUCGCCACCUUUUCAGAAUGGGCCAACGUCGCAAUGGCCAUCAUGGCUGUCAAGUCGGGCAACGGUAAACAUUUCGCCCUGCUCACCAAAGACGAGAAGCAAAACGCUAUCUUCUGGACCAUCCUUGGUUUCCCUUUUGGAAUCGUCGCUUUUGGACUCCCGAAGCUGGCCGUCGCCUCACUCUUGGUCCGACUGAUGAAUCCGAACAAAUAUAACAAGAUCGCCCUCUGGGCGGUUUCAAGCCUCUGCUUCGCAACGCUGCUCGGCUGCGUCGUUAUCCUCUAUGCGCAGUGUACGCCAGCCUACUCCCAGUGGAAUUUUGACGUGGCAGGAUCAUGUAUUUCGAAAUGGGUCUUGGUUGAUUAUGCCAUCUUUGCAGGAGGUUUCUCUGCCUUUGUGGAUCUAUAUCUAGCCAUCUAUCCUGCCAGCGUGCUCUGGACACUGCAGAUCAACCUGCGCAAGAAGAUUGCGCUCUGUGUUGCUCUGGGUAUUGGAUCGAUCGCUACAGUCGUUGCCAUCUACAAGUGCACGCGACUACCCUCUCUGGCAGGGGCUGACUUUUCCUUGCUCGCGGAUAUGCCCUCAACCCGAGGUUCCAUCGUUUCUAAUCCUGUGACCGGCAGUGUCGAAUCGAGCACGAUCAUCAUCGCCUGCUGCAUCCCCGUACUCCGACCGUUAGUCGACGUCCUCUUCGGCCGCCGCAUGCUGGGCGGCUCCUCCGCAUACAAAUACCGAUACGGAACAUCCGGUGCCGACCGAUACGGCCAGUCUCACGGAGGAGACGUCGAGCUCUCCAAGGGCAGCCGCCUCGGUGGCCGGAACCCCAACAACAGCCACCUCGUCUCGAACCAUACAAUGGGCUCUCUCGCAGGCGACCCCGAAGUCGAGUCGCAAGAGAGCAUCCUCCCUAAGAAGGGUCACACAAACGGAAGCACGUCGGGAGACCGAAACCACCAGAUCACACGGACAGACGUCGUGACGGUGACGUACAACGAAGCGGACAGCUCGAGUGACCACCCAGUCACCGGCAACGGCUCCCCUGCCUCGGGUCUGGCCACCACAAGCUGGGUUAAAAUUUAA